Nycticebus coucang (slow loris) is the source of this 2767-nucleotide messenger RNA. It is a transcript of the gene GRB10, whose product is annotated as growth factor receptor bound protein 10. Bases 768 to 2375 code for a protein of 535 amino acids. Gene Ontology annotation, biological process: negative regulation of insulin receptor signaling pathway; insulin receptor signaling pathway; negative regulation of Wnt signaling pathway. Lineage: Eukaryota; Metazoa; Chordata; Mammalia; Primates; Lorisidae. The record is from RefSeq and is a predicted model, not a curated record. Gene Ontology annotation, molecular function: insulin receptor binding. The transcript is spliced from 19 exons.
GGCCGGCAGGAGCAGAAAGGGAAGGGAGCUGCGGCCGGUCGGCCGGGCGGGCUCGUCGCUUGGAGACCCGGCGGAGCCCAAAGUUUCCGCGCAGCUCCUGGGCGGCGCGGGACACCCGGGACCGUCCCGCGCGCCGCCCUCACCCCGAGGGAACCCGCACCCGUCGUCGGCCGUGCCGAGUGUCGCCGGGGGCCACGCGGAGGCGGCGGGGAGCCGCGCUGCGGCAGCUUUGGAGCUGACCGCAAUGCUGAGCAGGAAAGGGCAGCUGCAGGCCCAGUGACCGGUAGCUGUGUCCUCACCAGCAUCCUCUUCGUGGAGCUAGGGUGGCUGCGUCGGCAGACAGAGCCGCCGAGCCAACUCCUGACGGGUGCUGCUGCGCAGUAGAUGUAAUUUGAAGAAGGAAAAGGAACCCAUGGCUUUAGCGGGCUGCCCUGAUUCCCUUUUGCACCAUCCGUACUACCAGAUUUUCUGGAGGAAGGUGUGAGCACGCACGGCCUCCCCGGGGAACAAGUAUUCUUCUUCUGAGUGGUGGUUGUGGGUGAGCCGGUCCCUCUAGACGCUGUCCCCGGGCUCCCCUCUGCCUCCCCCACUGUGAGUGGCCUCUGGAGCGUGGCGUUGACCAGACCUCAACCUGUUUGUGGCAGGACAAGGUGGAGCAGACACCUCACAGUCAACAGGACCUGGGAGGGCCCGAGUUCCCAGCACAGUCGGAGCGACUCCCCAGGCACCAAGAGGAUGAUGUGGACCUGGAAGCGUUGGUGAAUGACAUGAAUGCGUCCCUGGAGAGCCUGUACUCAGCCUGCAGCAUGCAGUCAGACACAGUGCCCCUCCUGCAGAACGGCCAGCACCCCCGCAGCCAGCCACGGACCCCCAGCACUCGGCCCCUGCAGCCACAGGUGUCCCCGAGGCAGAGAGUGCAGCGCUCCCAGCCUGUGCACAUCCUCGCCGUCAGGCGCCUUCAGGAGGAAGACCAGCAGUUCAGAACCUCGUCGCUGCCGGCCAUCCCAAACCCUUUCCCUGAGCUCUGCGGCCCUGGCAGCUCCCCUGUGCUGGCGCCAAGUUCCUUACCUCCAAGCCAGGCUGCUGCCAAGCAGGAUGUGAAAGUCUUCAGUGAAGAUGGGACAAGCAAAGUGGUGGAGAUUCUCACAGACAUGACAGCCAGGGACCUGUGCCAACUGCUGGUUUACAAAAGUCACUGUGUGGACGACAACAGCUGGACACUAGUGGAGCACCACCCGCACCUAGGACUAGAGAGGUGCUUGGAAGACCACGAGCUGGUGGUCCAGGUGGAGAGCACCAUGGCGAGCGAAAGCAAGUUCUUAUUCAGGAAGAAUUACGCCAAGUACGAGUUUUUUAAAAAUCCUAUGAAUUUCUUCCCAGAACAGAUGGUUACUUGGUGCCAGCAGUCCAAUGGCAGUCAAACUCAGCUUUUGCAGAAUUUUCUGAACUCCAGUAGCUGCCCUGAAAUUCAAGGAUUUUUGCAUGUGAAAGAGCUGGGGAAGAAAUCAUGGAAAAAGCUGUAUGUGUGUUUGCGGAGAUCAGGCCUUUAUUGCUCCACAAAGGGGACUUCAAAGGAACCCAGGCACCUGCAGCUGCUGGCUGACCUGGAGGACAGCAACGUCUUCUCGCUGAUUGCUGGCCGGAAGCAGUACAGCGCCCCCACUGACCACGGGCUGUGCAUAAAGCCAAACAAAGUACGGAACGAAACUAAAGAACUGAGGCUGCUGUGCGCUGAGGACGAGCAGAGCCGCGUGUGCUGGAUGACAGCGUUUCGGCUCCUCAAGUACGGGAUGCUCCUUUACCAGAACUAUCGAAUCCCUCAGCAGAGGAAGGCCUUGCUGGCCCCGUUCUCCACACCAGUGCGCAGUGUCUCGGAGAACUCCCUCGUGGCCAUGGACUUCUCUGGGCAGACAGGGCGAGUGAUAGAGAAUCCUGCUGAAGCCCAGAGCGCAGCCCUGGAGGAGGGCCACGCCUGGAGGAAGCGAAGCACGCGGAUGAAUAUCCUAGGCAGCCAAAGUCCCCUCCACCCUUCUACCCUAAGUACAGUGAUCCACAGGACGCAGCACUGGUUUCACGGGAGGAUCUCCAGGGAGGAAUCCCACCGGAUCAUUAAACAGCAAGGGCUUGUGGACGGGCUUUUUCUCCUCCGUGACAGCCAGAGUAAUCCAAAGGCAUUUGUACUCACACUGUGUCAUCACCAGAAAAUUAAAAAUUUCCAGAUCUUACCUUGUGAAGACGACGGGCAGACGUUCUUCAGCCUGGACGACGGGAACACCAAAUUCUCUGACCUGAUCCAGCUGGUCGACUUUUACCAGCUGAACAAGGGAGUCCUGCCUUGUAAACUCAAGCACCACUGCAUCCGAGUGGCCUUAUGACCUCAGAUGUGCUCUUGCCGUCGGCUGAAGACUGGAGGAAGUUAACACUGGAAAGAAGAAGAGGUCUGUAUGUUGGUUAAGAAAUCACAUCUGUUUUGCACCUUGGGACUCAGAGUGAGAUGGGUUCGUUGGGUGCCAACCGACCAAGAUUGACUAGUUUUGUUGGACUUAAUGACAAUUUGCUGCUGCGAAUCCAGCAGGAUCGCCCACCCUCCCCCCACCCUGUGUUCUUUGGCUAAAUCCGGGAGGGCAUGGAAGAGCCAGCACGAAUCGGAGAAUUAAACUGGAAUGAUCGUCUUGGCUGGACCACUUAAGAACAAGAACCGGAAAGAAGUGAUUGGAAGUGAACUCUUGCCCUGGAAUAAUCUUGACAAUUAAAACUGAUAUGUUUA